AUGUCUAUGGAACACGGGAAGCUGGUGAGCACGUGGGGAAUCUUCUCUCUACGAAAAAGAUCUGGUUGCAACGCCCUGAUCAGCUCCGUCCUGACCCCGUAUAUGAUCAUCGUGAAAAUCCCCACGUUGGUGAUGGCAGACUCCGAAUCGCUAUUACCGCACCAACAAGAAGCAUUGGACUUUAUGAUUCAAAGGGAAGUUGGUCCAGUGCCAUUUGAAUUCUCUCUCUGGCGUCCUGGCGAGUCUGAUGGUCAAACCUGGUAUUGCCAUGCAAUCACGGAGAGAAAAACAGCACAUCGCCCACCAGAGACCGGGGGAGGUAUACUUGCGGAUGAGAUGGGAAUGGGCAAAUCGUUAUCGAUUCUGGCGCUGAUCACAAAGACCAUCGAAGAUGCUCACAAAUGGGUCGCUGACCCCGCGUCCUUUCCAUUGACCAUGAUCGACGAAGAGAAACAGCCUUCUCGUGCAACUUUGGUUGUAGUAUCCUCAGCUCCCAAACAUCUCGAUGGGUCAUUGACUACGCUAAAGUAUCAUGGAAAGAAUCGCAAGAGGGAGAAGGUUAUCAUCCGAAAUUCAGACGUAGUUAUUACUACUUACCAUACCUUGGCGACGGAAUUUGAAGCGAGCUCCAGCUUACUUCACCAAAUUGCGUGGUUCCGGGUAGUACUCUAUGAGGCCCACAUUGUGAGAAGACAAAGCUCUAUCUUCUGGCGCGCAGUCUCUCAGUUGAGCGCCAAUUCCCGUUGGUGUCUGAGCGGUACCCCCAUUCAAAACAGAAUUAACGAUAUUGGGGCUCUAUUUACCUUUCUUAAGAUACCUCCAUUUGACAGCAUGGCUACAUUUCGAAGAUACAUCACAAGUCCUUUUGACGAGGGUGACAGACAACGUGCUUCGCAUUGUCUCAGGUUGCUUCUUGAUUUGACGUGCCUCCGUCGGACGAAGGACUUGUUGCACCUUCCUAGGCGACGGGAUAUAACGCGGGAAUUAGAUUUCUCAGAGGAGGAAAGACGCCAAUACAAUGAGAUGAGAAAGGUCAUGAACAGGACUAUCCGCGAAGACAGAGAGAAAGGGCGCGGACAGAGCAAGUUUGGGAUAUUCCAGGCACUACUCCAACUGAGAAUAUUUUGCAACCACGGCACAUUUCAGAAGCGUAAUCCAUGGCUCACCAGGAGGGCGCUUGACGAAUAUGCAAGCGAUCCAUUCAAGGGAUCUAACAAGAUUGAAUGCUCCUUAUGUGGUAGAACAAUGAGCCAGGACCAGGGAAUUUCAGAAGAAAGCGUCAUCGGCGGUAAUAUAUUUGCUCUUUGCUCUGCUUGUUUGGAAGAGAAUGAACAAGGCGAACGGUCGCAUGAGAACCGAGUGAAAGUUGCGGCGACGAGACGGCAAUACGACGACUUUAACGCUCAAGGAUUUUCUACAAAGAUGGCAAACCUUGUUUCAGACGUCCAAAAAGAUUUGUUGACAACAAAGAGGCAAGCACCAGCUGAAGUUUCAGUGACUCCGCUGCAAACUGACUCUAUUACAACAUAA
Rasamsonia emersonii CBS 393.64 is the source of this 1530-nucleotide messenger RNA. RefSeq lists its product as uncharacterized. The coding region runs from base 1 to 1530 and encodes 509 amino acids. The transcript is spliced from 6 exons. The record is from RefSeq and is a predicted model, not a curated record. Lineage: Eukaryota; Fungi; Ascomycota; Eurotiomycetes; Eurotiales; Trichocomaceae. Gene Ontology annotation, molecular function: ATP-dependent chromatin remodeler activity; ATP binding.